Messenger RNA from Eurytemora carolleeae, 2555 nucleotides. Its product is annotated as nucleoporin-like protein 2. The coding region runs from base 44 to 1492 and encodes 482 amino acids. The record is from RefSeq and is a predicted model, not a curated record. Lineage: Eukaryota; Metazoa; Arthropoda; Copepoda; Calanoida; Temoridae. The transcript is spliced from 14 exons.
GGUCAUUUAUAUUUGAGUUUUCAGAUUUUUUAGUUUGUAAAAAAUGUUUGGCGGUAGCCAGGGAAAUGUGUUUGCUCCAAACAAGUUUGGUUCAAACUCGCAAGGUGGUGGAGCUGGUACUAGCCAGGAUGUGGUGAAUCAGAUUGUUAACACUGUCAAGCAAGAUAUGGAAUCAUGGGAGAAAUCUGGUCAAUGGGUCUUUUCUUGUUACAGUUGUGCAAAGGAUUGUCCGAGUAUUCCUGGUUUAACAGAUUUCAGUCCAGAAGAAUUAAGGUAUGAAGCGUAUGAAAAUGUGAAGGCAGGGAGUACAAAUUAUCAAACUAAAGUUGCACAAUUAAAGCAGGAAUAUAUGUCCAAGCGGAAUCUUCUUUUAACCCCUGAUCAGCAGUUGAAACAAGUUCUUGUCAAAAUAUACAACAAAGAACCCAUUGGUGACUACAGUCUGGGAUCCGGUCCAGCCUCAAUAUUCUCUUCUCCGACACAAUCCUCUCAAGGUCUCUUCGGAGGAUCAUCGUCUUCUCCUGCCCCAGGAUUGUUUGGAAGCCCUAGUAAAUCAUUAUUUGGAGGCAACAGUACUUCACAAACAGGUGCUUUUGGAAGUGCACCUCCGACAGGAGGGGCAGGAAUAUUUGGCGGAGGAGGUAAUUCAGGAGGAUUAUUCGGAGGAGGAUCAACUGGAGGUUCUACCGGAGGCAGUAUUUUUGGAGGUGGGUCUACUACAUCAGGUUCGGCAGGAGGCCUUUUUGGAGGCAGCUCGGGACAAUCUGGGGGAGGGAUAUUUGGUGGAGGUGGAUCUAGUUCAGGAGUUGGAGGAAUAUUUGGAGGCAGUGGAGGGAGCUCAAGUGCUUUCGGAGCUACUGCACCGGCAGGUGGCAUAUUCUCCAGUAAUCCAGUUCAACCUUCAAGUGGGAUUUUUAGUCAACCACCUAAUCCCACUUUUGGCCAACCAGCAGCCUCAGCUUUUGGACAGCCUCCACCAGCUUUCGGUCAACCUGCAGCUUCAACUUUUGGACAACCCACUGCACCAGCUUUUGGCCAAACUGCAUCCUCAACUUUUGGCCAACCUGUAUCCUCAACUUUUGGCCAACCUGGAUCCUCAACUUUUGGCCAACCUGCAUCCUCAACUUUUGGCCAACCUUCAGACUCAACAUUUGGCCAACCUGCUGUAUCGUCUAGUACACAGCCUUCAUCGACUUUUGGAACAAGCUCUCCUUUCAGUCAGCCACCACAGGAUGGAGGCACAAUGUUUCUUCAACCUAGCUCAGGAGGAGAUAUAUUCUCUGACCCCACCUCUUCUAUCGGUCAACCCACUCAACCUUCAGGGUUGUUUGGUAAAAGUUUGAUUGGAGAACUAGAUCCCUCCUGUGUCUAUUCCACUCUUCAGGAGCUCACAGAACAGGAUAUUCAAGCAUAUUCAAGCUCUAGCUUCCAGCUUGGUCAAAUUCCGAUCAAUCCUCCAGCUCAAGAGAUGUGUGCGCCGGUCUCCAGCUAGAUCAUACCAGAUUCAGUCUGUUUCCAGCUAGAUCAAAGAUUCAGUCGUUUUCCAACUAGUUAUUACCAGGUUCAGUCUGUUCCCAGCUAGAUCAUAACAGAUUCAGCCUGUUUUCAGCUAGAUCAUUUUAGAUUCAGUCUGUUUUCAGCUAGAUCAUACCAGAUUUAGUAUGUUUCUAGCUAGUUCAUACAGAUUUAGUCGGUAUUCAGUUAGUUCAUACCAGAUUUAAUCGGUAUUCAGCUAUAUUUUACUAAAUUCAGUCGGUUUCCAGCUUGAUCGUAACAAAUUCAGUCGGUUUCCAGCUAGAUCAUAUCAGAUUCACUCGGUUUCCAGCUAGAUCAUGGCAGGUUCAGUCGGUAUUUAGCUCGAUCAUACCGGAUUUAGUCUGUGUCCAGCACUUUUAUAACAGUUCCAGCUAGUUCCAGCUAGAUCAUGUUGGAUCCUGCUACAUCAUACAUACCAGAUCCUACGAUUCCAGAUAAAUCAUACCGGAUUCAGCUAGUUUAAGCUUGCCGGUUCCAGCUAACUGUUAAACCAUAGCGGAUCCUACUAGAUCGAACCGUCGUAUAUAUUAAUACUAUGAAGACUUUUUUAUUUCAAUUUUUAUUUCUACCAAGAUUUUAGAUAUCAUAGAUAGUAGAUACAUAUAAACAUGGAAACAAAGAGAAGCUGUCCAUUAACAGCUUCUAAUUGCUUGUUUGUAAUUUGAAAAAAUCUUGUUAGAAAUCAAAACCACGAUAGAAAAGUCGUCUUCAUUGUAUUGAUAGAAACGCCGACAUCUGUAGAUCAGACCGGUUUUAGCUGGAUUAUACUGGAUCCAAAUGGUCCCAUUUAGGUCAUACCGGAUCCAGAUGGUUACAACACUGACUUGACUUGAUGCUUAAAUCAAUCUUAAAUAUAAAAAUAUAUCACGAAGAACAAAAAAAAUAUAUAUUUCUCAUGAACUUUACGGUGUAUUAACAUUUAUAUAUAGUUUAACCUUUGUAAGUAUUGUAAAAUAAUUGAGCAUAUCCUUACUUAUUAUCAUUAUUUUAGAUAUAAUAAAAGAUAAACAUUUUUUUAA